Messenger RNA from Prorocentrum cordatum, 996 nucleotides. NCBI's taxonomy places the organism in Eukaryota, Dinophyceae, Prorocentrales, Prorocentraceae. The record is from the annotation of a GenBank genome assembly.
AUGCAGAUCUGGCCCGCACCGACAGUGACAUUUUGGCGACGCUUGCUGACAGCGAUUGGGAGUCCUGGCAUCGGCCUGGCGACGGUCCCGGAGUCCAGCGAAAACCCGCGCAAGAUGCUGAACGAAGCGCACGUUGCGGCGCAGUUCGAGUUCCCAGAUGGGCGUGGACCGUGCGAGCACCAGUCCGUUCACCACGUUCGCGGUGCCGAGCUUGAGCACGACCAGUGCUACAAGGUCUGUUCAAUGGGCGGGCUGUUGAGGAUCGGCGGGCGCCAGACCUACCUGACGGUGAACACAUUCCAGCGUUUUCGAUGGUACCGGAUUUUGGCUGGCGUGUUUUCGGAUUGCAUGUUGCCUGCCGUGGCCGUCAUCGAGCGCGUCGCCUUUCUCUCGCACUCUUGGGUACCGCAAGCCCAUUGGGUCGAGAUCGGGGUUUGCACGUUGGGGAUUCUCGCGUCAUGCGCGUUUCUCAGGGCAUCCUUGCUGCUGUUCGCGAAAGGCAUGGGAGGAGUGUGCUGCUUCGCAUGCGCGCAGUUUCUCAAGCAGCACCUUGUUGCAUCCAAUGCCGAGCUUUUUUUCGCACAGCACGUGUGGGACCGCGAAGUUGGCGAAGAAGAGGUGAACCAAGAUUGGGGCAAGCACAACGCUGAGACGUCGGUGUCUCUGAGGGGCAUGGAGAGCCAUCCCGCGUGCUGGGGAAUGCCGUGGAUGGCAGGAGCCAAUCCGUCAACUCUGACGUAUCAUCUCGAACACACGUUGUUCCCUGGCGUGGCCUAUGCGAACUUGCCCAAGAUCGCAAGGAUCGUGGAGACCACUUGCGCCGAGUUCGGCGUCGGGUGCGACGUGCUGGUCGGCGGAUCGAAGUUGCGUCGGAGAUGGACGACUAAGCUCACCCACUACGCCACUGAUCAGACGAAGGCUGUGGGCAUUUCGAGUAUUGUAGACGCCGCUCGAGAGUUGUUUCAAUUUGUGUUUAUGCUGCUCACAGGCAGGUGA